Messenger RNA from Clavispora lusitaniae ATCC 42720, 1359 nucleotides. It is a transcript of the gene NDT80, whose product is annotated as transcription factor. The record is from RefSeq and is a predicted model, not a curated record. NCBI's taxonomy places the organism in Eukaryota, Fungi, Ascomycota, Pichiomycetes, Serinales, Metschnikowiaceae. Gene Ontology annotation, biological process: positive regulation of transcription by RNA polymerase II; meiotic cell cycle. Gene Ontology annotation, molecular function: DNA binding; DNA-binding transcription factor activity. Gene Ontology annotation, cellular component: nuclear chromosome.
AUGUCGCUUUCGCACCAAAAUGUGGAUGAGGUGAUGGAGUUGGGCGCGCCGUACUUUCUGAAGGCCGCGGCGCUCGACCUGGAAGAGCUCGACCGCGGGUAUCUUCAGCCGCUCGACAUGGAUGCGGUGGUGGGGCACAGUUACGUGGCGUCGCCCCAGGGCUUAGGGCAAGGAGGCGAAGCGAGGUACGGCGUGGGAGUCGGGGCCAGCCAGGCCGCAGUGCGGGAAAAUUAUGAUCUGGCUCUGGUUCUGGCUCUGGUUCUGGUUCUGGCUCUGGCUCUCCCAACCCUACAGGCUCCCAACCUGGCGAUUCUUCCCAGUCUGACGUCGCCGUCUUUCGGGCCUCACCUGUACAGUCUGUCGCCCGCGCCGCGCAGCUUGUCGCCCCGAUCGCGCGUGGCGCCGCGCUCCAAGAACCUUUUCCGCGUCGGCCCGCCCUUUGGCGCCACCGUUCAGGCGAGCCCGCUCUUUUCCCACAAGAAUAACACGCAAAUCACCCCGCGCCUCAGCGCACGGCUCGACCGCGGGUUCGAGCGCGGCGAAGCAGGCAACUGGAUCGGCUACAAGCGCAACUACUUGACGUUGGUGCUGGCCUUCGAAGUGCCCGGCUGCGACUUGGACUCAUUCCUCGCCCAGACAUACUACGUGGUGAAGGGCGCGCGCCGCAUGCCUGUGCGCUACUUCGCCCUAGGCGUGAGCGCGCGCUGCUCCGACGCCACCUGCGCCGUGAGCUUGGUGCAGCAUACGCCCAAGCGCGACAAGGGCCCGCAGUACGCGGUGCCCAUAUAUGCGGCGGUGCCGGGCACGUUGCCCGACCACAAGACAGUGACGCUAGCUUGCAACAAGCGCAACCGGGCCAAGGUCGAUGCGUUGGACCGGGUGUUUCUGUAUCGGCGGGCGACCGGUUCCACCUCUACGGAAGACCCAAUGCACCCGCAAGACUUGUACUCGGUAAAUUCUCUGGGAUCUGUCUCUGGAAAUUCUAUCUCUGAAUCUGUCUCUGGAAAUUCUAUCUCGGGAAAUUCUAUCUCUGAAUCUAUCUCUGGAUCUGUCUCUGGAUCUGCCUCUGAAUCUGUCUCUGAAUCUGUCUCUGGAAAGUCUGAUCCACCCGCUUUGCGCCACUAUCCGCCCGACGUGGUGCGUGUUGCCCGUUUCGAGCGAAUCCAGUUUUCGGCCUCGCUUCGUGUCAAAUCGACGCCUGUGCCCCAAAAGUACUACACGUUGACCGUGAAACUUUUGGCUGUGGUGGCCGAUGCAAACCCGGUUGUCAUCGCUUCGGUGGAGCUGGAUCCUUUACUAGUCCGCGGCCGUUCGCCUUCAAGCUACGCCCGCGAGAAGACAUCGGGCUUCCGCGGCUAA